This is a messenger RNA of Echinops telfairi (small Madagascar hedgehog), 522 nucleotides long. Its product is annotated as 40S ribosomal protein S24-like. The record is from RefSeq and is a predicted model, not a curated record. Gene Ontology annotation, biological process: translation. Lineage: Eukaryota; Metazoa; Chordata; Mammalia; Afrosoricida; Tenrecidae. Gene Ontology annotation, molecular function: structural constituent of ribosome. Gene Ontology annotation, cellular component: ribosome.
AUGGAGUUGCUCCAUGGGUCUUUUGAAGCCCUCUUGUCUACACAGAGGAUUAUUCAGCCACAAGAAGAAAUGAAGUGUACGCUGCUGAGCAUCCUCCACUCAGUAACUAUCUGGACCAGGAAGUUUAUGACCAACCGACUACUUCAGGGAAAACAAAUGGUCAUUGAUGUCCUUCACCCUGGGACAGAGACAGUGCCUAAGACAGAAAAUCGUGAAAAACUAGCCAAAAUGUGUAAGACCACAGCAGAUGUCAUUUUUGGUUUGGGAAUUAGAACCCAUUUUGGUGGUGACAAUACUACUGGCUUCGGGAUGGUUUACGGUUCUUUGGAUGAUGCAAAGAAAACUGAACCUAAACACAGACUUGCAAGACAUGGCCUGUAGGACGCACAGACCUCAAGAAAAAAGGACAAGGAACGCAAGAACAGAAUGAAGGGCAGUGUUGGUGCUGGCAGAGAGAAAGAACAAAGAUUCUACAGCGACUUGAUCUGCAAUGGUAAUGUGCAUUUUUCACCAGAGAAUUAA